This is a messenger RNA of Rhopilema esculentum, 8659 nucleotides long. RefSeq names its product piggyBac transposable element-derived protein 3. NCBI's taxonomy places the organism in Eukaryota, Metazoa, Cnidaria, Scyphozoa, Rhizostomeae, Rhizostomatidae. The record is from RefSeq and is a predicted model, not a curated record.
GAACUCGGAUCAAAUUUCUUAUGAAUAUUUCUGUUUCCCUGUAUCCUUGGUAUCAUUGAAUUUUGCUCGGGCAAACUGUGUGUUGCUCAAAUAAAUAGACAAAGAAAGAAAAAAUGCAAAAGUGAGAAACUAGGAAGUGAAUAAACAGACAUGAAUAAAAAUAUUAUUGAGUCGUUCUAUGUUGCUUCUUCGUUAACUUUAAACUCCUGAAAAAUUCAUCAUGAAGCUGGCAUUUUUUGCAUGUUGCACGACCUGGCCAAACGAUGAAGCAUCAAGUUCGACGGUGCAACAACUUUGACCCCUUCUCAGCCUCAACCAGGAGACGUUAUAACGCGCAACAUAGAAGGAAACACGAUCCAAUAUUUUGUGUGUCCGGGGGUUUAGAGGAAUUAUAAAAAAAGGUUUUGAAUCCACUUGGGUAAUUUUUCAUCUACUUGGGUCCUUAUUCUUCUUGGUGACCUGUGCAACCGCGCCAUUACACUUUAUAUUGCUCCCUUUUACAGCCAUAUCCCAGGGAAAUAUUGUAUUUUUACAACUGAAUUUUGACGAUGCUACGUAAAAUUUUCAAUGUUCAGGUAUGAUGUAAAGAUAGAGUAAUACAAUCAUACUCGCGUCAUAUUUUUCGCCAAAAGAGCGUAUGAUGGAAUAGGAACACCAAAGGAAAAAUGGGUUAAACAAAAACCCUUCUAACGGGAAGAUACCCAAGUUGAAUGUUUGAUACCAGAUACGAUUCGAGUCAUUUAGAGUAUCAUGUAAAGAAGAAGCGAAGGCUUGCUGUUGAACGUUUGCACACUCAGCUUUAGGCCAAUGCCAUGCAGUUCCCUCUAUGGUGCCAUGCUGAGACUCAUUCGAGUCUUUUUCUCAGUAUUCCAAGCAGUUUUGAUUCAAGAACAGAAGAUAUUGAAAUGAAUCCGGCAAUUUAUUUGAUCUCAUCAUCACUUGGAUUUUCAUUACUUGAUAUUCUACCUUUGUAAGAGUUGCACGUCUUACAAAUUCCAAAGUAGCUCUUAGAAAGGGUGAAGGGUGCGUUUUGAUAAGCUUCAAAGUUAUACGAGGCUACCAGUCGACUCCUUUGAAAAAACAUGACGAGAGAAAAAUAUUUUUGAUAUUGAAAUUGAAAUGUUAAAAAUUCAUCUUUGAGAAAAACGUUGUGUAGAAUCUUAACGCUAAAGUUAUAUAUGAUGUGAAUUUCUAGCACGAUUACGCAACAAUAGAUGAAAAAUAAUUUUUUUUGGUGAAAAAUAUGACGCGAAGAUGACUAGAAUUUGAGCGUGUAAUCCUUCCUUUAAGGUAAAAAGGGUGUUUUGUUAAACUUAGUGAAAUUUUCUAUGAAAGAUCGAUUUCGAUUAGAUUAAUCAAUGGGGAAAAGAAAACUUUUUCAGAAAUUUUUUACACGGUAGCAUUACACUUGAUAACGAAGUAUUCAGAUUUUCAUACAUGAAUUUUGAGCAACAUCAACCUACAUCAACAAACUGGAUCCAGACUUUUUUCGGUGAGCUUGAGAAAACCUUAGGUUUUGGUCAAAUCUACUCUCCAGAGUGCUUAUAAGCUAUAGGACGUAUGUUAUAUGAUAUCAUUUAUACAUUCUUAAUUCAAUUCUUAUUUCCGUUUCGGAAAUAAUGCUUCUUUGGCUCCCUUUCACGAUUUUAGAGCCGUUAUUUCAUACUGUGGUCCUGCCAUUAAGUCCACUCAAAUCCUUAUAAAUCUACUUCAGCGACUCUGGUCUUGCCAUCAAAAUAAACAAGAAAGGGUUUUCCUUUGUCAAAUUAACAUUACCAAGAAGCCAUCGAAAGGGAGACUAGAGGAAAUACGAAACAGAGGCAAUGAGGUCAACCUCUUGCAUUACUGGUUAAAUCUGUGGUGUAAACCUAGAUGCUCGCUUUUCAAAUCUUCACAAAGAGCAAUGGGACAACUGAACAUUUUCAUUUGAUCCAAGUCGUCCCAGACAUCCAAGGGUUUAAAGAAAAAGAAGCAUUGUUGAUAGAUGAUGUAUCUCGCUUUUCUAAACUCUUUCAUUUGAAAAAAAACUAAUGCCUUUUUGCAAAUCAUAUGAAAGUAAAUGAAUGGUUUAAUAGGCUCAUCGAUGAUCAGCCAGAAAACAAUGAGUUCCUACAAAAAAGUCCUUUUAACAAAAGCAGAACUGUGAUUUGAAAUUUAUUGCUUGGUAGUUCUUGAUACUAUAAUGUGAGAUACCUCUUCCAUUUGAGAGUCAAAUAGACACUGAAAGUCUGCGACUUGCAGUCAAAUACCAGAGUUAUCAAAUAGUAAAAUUAUAAGAUAACUUAUCAAAUAUAGUCACACAUAAAGAUAGUUUUCAAAGUAUCAAAUAGGUUAGACUUGUCUUAAACAUAAGUAAUGCUUGCUUUGUUAAGCCCCCUCUCCCCUUUCAGGUCUCCAGCAAAAGUUAUACAUUUCUCCCUGCCUCUACAUUUGUAGCGUCAUUGAAUCGACUAGGAGAUGCAUAAAAGAGACUCUUGAACUUACACAGAGAUUUUUACUAGCUCAUCAUUAUUCACCAAUGGACUGCUUCAGAGUACUGCAUGUAAUAAUAAUUUGACAUGUUGAAACUAUUUGAAUAAUGGAAAUUUUGUCGUUAAAGGCUCUUCGUGUUUGUAGCGAAGUUUCUUUGGCUUGAAAAAGUGGUAUGUAUGAAGGCUGACAUAGUUUAUGUCUGGGAUAAGUCAAAAAUUGUGAAACAAGUCCUCCUCCUUUUGAGAAUGAGCGGUAAAGACAGCGAGAACAACAGCAAUAAAAGUAAAGUUAAGACGUUUUAACCAAUCGCAAUAAAGACAGCAAGUCGCCAACAUUCGAGAUGACAAAAAUGGUAUUAUUUGCAUGUUUGAUUCAUUUUGAGUAAAACCAUUGCAACUAAAAAUAUGGGGCAUCAAACUAUUAUUCAAAACUUAUUGAUUUUAAGGCUAUGCGAAUAAUCUCUUGACAUCACAUUUGCGAUAGUGUCAGUUUAUUACGAUUCUAGAGAAUCCCUUGUUGUGUCUUAUCAUGAUGAUAUUCUGCAAAUGUGUCAUGAAAAGCAAAGUUUCGAUCCCAUACCUGGAGGUACCCAGGCUUUUUGAUCAAGCAGAAAGCAAUUUUGAAAACAACAUGAACAACAGUAAAAUAUUUUACAUGUUUUGGAAACGAGGCUAAUAAUCUUGAUUGAAAAACAUGGGGUAAGGUAGAUAAAAUGAAUUUGAAGGAACAUAAUUUUUAAACUGUUUUACAGUAAUUGAAAGUCUGAUUAUAUCUUGCAUAAGAUGGAAAUCAAAAUUUUUCAUUAAAAGGUUAAAAAUUUCUAACACAAACAGGCAAAAUUCACAUUGACUAUCGUCUAUUUGCAGUUUCUAUAUAUCAAAGGAUAGUAAUACUCAUCAGUGCCGUCGGAACGAAAUUCAUAUUGGGUGGGCUGCCGUUGUUUUCCUUGCCAUUUAGUUCACUGUUAUAAAGGAAACAUACUACAGUUUGAAAAUUAUUGGAGGGGCUCCAGCCCUCCGGUUUCGAAGGGCCUGCCCAUAGAAAACAGGAAAAUAUCUGAUCUUCCUGUAAAACUCAUAACAUACUUCAUCAGCAAGAUACUAUGAAAGGAAUGCGGAAAAGCGUUAUAUGAAAGCGAAAUAUGAAAUAUGAAAUAUGAAACCAGUGGUGUAGUGCUAUCAAAAUGGCAAGCACAAAGUGUUGCGAAAAACAAUAAACUUUAAAGUUGAGGACUGGAGCACAGGCCACUUAACCCUUUACUUGGCGUUGUAGCCAUAUGGCAACAAUAAUUUUAGGGCUCUAUUAUGAAAUAGCCUCAUUUUCACAAUGUAGUGUACCCAGUAGGCAUUGUAUAUUGCUACCUGAUACGCACGUUGAUAAAGUGACUUGGCCUGUUACUCAAGGACACGUGCUGCAAUCUUGAUUGGAACAGAAGGUGGUUUCGGGUAUCAAGGCAAUGGAUUGUAGCAAAAGGAUUGGUUUCAAGGAUGCUCUUGCAUUUGUUCUUGAUGGAAAUGAAUCAGACAUAUCUGGUUUUAGUUCUGAUGAGGAUGAUGAUAAACCAAAAAAUGAUUCUUUGUUAUUAAAUAGGCUUGAAACAGAUGAAGAAAGUAUGGGUCAAAGUAAUGAAUUGAAAGGCAAUACCAAUAAGGAGGACAGUGAUGAAAAUGAAGAGGCAGAGGAGGAACCCUCUGGAUCUAUGAAGAAACAUGUUUACCGAUGGAGGAAAAAAGACAUCCCUAAGCAUAAUGGAAUCUUUACUCCAGAUAUUUUAGAAAAUGAAGAUAACACAAUAAAAACACCUUUGGAAUAUUUCAAGAUGUUUUGGUCAGACAAGCUGACCGACACAGUUGUUGAAAACACCAAUUUAUACAGCACACAGAAGAGUGGAGUAUCAUUAAACACCAGCAGAUCUGAGAUUGAGCAAUACAUUGGAAUGCAUAUCAAAAUGGGUGUAAUUAGUCUUCCAGCAUACACCCUGUAUUGGUCAAAUGAAAUGCGAUAUUCGCCCAUUGCAGACAUCAUGUCACUAAAACGGUUCCAGAAGUUGCGAAGAAAUCUUCAUUUUGUUGACAAUUCAACAUUCACAGAUGGAGCUAGUGAUAAGUUGUUUAAGAUCAAACCAAUUGUUGAGGGAUUACGAAAUCAAUGUAUUUUGGUGAAACCUGAAGAGGUGCACUCGGUAGAUGAGCAGAUAAUACCAUCUAAAAGCAGAUACACAAAGAUUCGCCAAUAUAACCCCAAAAAACCUGUAAAAUGGGGUUUUAAAAAUCUGGUUAGAGCCGGUGCAUCUGGCAUAAUCUAUGAUUUUUACAUCUACACAGGCAAAGCAAAUGAUGAUUAUCCAGAUGAGGGCUUCCAGUCUCUUCAAAAGUGUGCCCAAGUUGUUGCCAGAUUGUGCAAAGACCUGCCUUCAAAUAGAAAUCACAGAUUGCUUUUUGAUAACUGGUUCACAACGUUGGACCUUCUUAUCUAUUUGAAAAAGAUAGGGAUCCUAGCAUGUGGAACCGUGCGCAGCAAUCGUCUACAAGGCUGCCCAUUGCAAUCCAAUAAAGAGAUGAAAAAGGCAGGUCGUGGAUCAAUGGACUACAAGUCAGACAUGAAUUCGGGAAUUGUUGUGACAAAAUGGCUAGAUAACAAUUGUGUUCAUAUUGCGUCCAAUUUUGUAGGAAUUGAUCCACUUGGUACAAUUGAGAGAUGGUGCACUGACGACAAAGAAAGGAAACAAAUUCCAUGCCCAAUAAUUAUUUUGUUUUACAAUGAAGGUAUGGGAGGUGUGGAUCUUUGUGACAUGUUGAUUAGCCUUUAUCGCAUCACUGUCAAGACCAGAAGAUGGUACAUCAAGAUCUUCUGGCAUUGCAUUGACAUUGCAAAAGUGAAUGCCUGGUUGUUGUACAAGCGACAUUGCAAGGAACACGGUAUUGGAAGAAGAAAUCAAUUAUCUUUGCUGAAGUUCAUCCUGAAAAUAGCUGACGCUCUUAUUCAUUCCAACAGACAAGUUUGCCCAGUUGCAACUCCAGGAAAAGCUGGUAGACCACGAAAACGAAAAAGACAGAUGGAAGAAGCAACAAAAAGAGGAAGAAAGCCAUUCACUCCUCCUCCAAGAAAAGAAGUUCGUGAGGAUAAGUUUGCCCAUUGGCCUGAAGUUCGAAGUGAUUGUAAAGGAAGAUGCAGGCAAUGUCAAACAGGAUUCUCAAGGGUCUAUUGCAUUAAAUGUGGAAUGUGCUUGUGCCUCACUGGAGAGAAGAACUGUUUUUUUGACUAUCAUUCAGCAUAGACUAUGAUGCAUGUUCACUUUUCUUCCUGCUGUUUUAUUGAGAACUGCUUUUAUAUCCUAUUUUUGACGGUUUUGCAUAAUAUGGUCUUAUAGAGCAUAAUGCUUCCAGGCUUAUGUAUUUUUAGUCAACCAUCAUUUUCUGAGCUACAUUUUUCUGCACACAUAUAAUUAUAUGAUGUACCCAUGUAUUUCAGCAUUUAUGUAUGGGAUAAGUGAUUAUAAAUGAGUGUUAGGUUCUUGCCAAUUUUUUAGCAAUUUUUAAACAUUUUUAUCUUACAAUAAUGAAAUUUAGGAUGCUUAUCCUAAAAAAAUAGAACAGCAAUAUUAUGAAAAAGAUGUAAGAUUAUUUUGAAAGCUAUUAUUGGUAACUUACUUCCAGGUUUCCUGACCUAUUUGAUUGGAUCUUUUUAUACCACCGCUUGGCAAUGUAGCCAUAUGGCAACAAUUCCUGGCCCCCCUCAAAAUGUGUGAAAAUUAUCUUUUGCAUAAAAAAUGUUAUAUUUGCAUUAUAAUAGAUGUGUAAGCCAAAGAUAAAAUUUUUUUGUUCACUAAAUCAAUAUUUGCCAAGUAAAGGGUUAAAGACAGAUAUUGUAAUAAAAGUAAUAAUAAAAUGGAUCGUGAACUGAAUAGGUUUUCCAAGUUUUUUUAUCAAUUAUACUAUACCAAAUUAUACUAAAUGCCUGUCGUACAAUGUAAUGUUACAAUACAACUUGAGUUUACUGUAAAACAGAAAGGGAAUCUUCUAGAGCAGAAUUUUUUUUUAAAGUAAAACAGCAACAUCGACGAUAUACAAAUAGGGCUGUCGAGAGCGUGGCGGGGGAGCAAUUUCCAAAGGGGGGCCUCGAGAUCUAGGAGGGGGGCUCAAAGAGCGAUGAAUUCCAUUUUAAGAAUGCAAUUAAAUAAACUUUAUAAACGAUUGGCUAAAAACCGGUAAACAAUUUUCAAACGAUUGCAAAAAAUUGACGGCACGAAACAUUCUGAAAUGUAUCGAAAGCUAAUCCAAAGAGGAAAACAGUUUUGCUCCAGGGUCUUCAAAACGUUGCUGCUCAGAUUCCCUAUAGGCCUUUGCUUCAUCUAUCCCUCCUACUAGUGUGCAAUAGGGCCGCCGAUAAGAAGAUAGAAGGUAAAAAUAUAAAUAAGGUGAAAUCUUGGCGUUGUUUGAUGGCUGCUGUCUACCAACAAAUGAUUGGAAGCAAAAUUUACCGAAGGACACAGGAUAUUGGGACGAAGGAAACCCCAAACACCCCCUGCUAAUUCCGUUCCUGAUGAGGCCCCUAUACCUCGAGGCCCUGGGACAAUUUGCCCCCCCUCUCGGCGGCCAUGGUGUGCAGAACAGAAAAUGAUAAAGAUUUAGUCAAGGGUCUGAAAUACCCAAUUAUAGUACAAAGACCUGAUAUGUUAGCAAUCAGUAAACGCAAGGUCAUGCCCAUCGCUCGAUGUGACUGUAUGCACAGCUCAUCACGUGUCCAUAUCGCACAAUGACCAUGACCUUGUAAUUCCUGACCUUUGAACACGACAUACCGACAGUACAAUUAACAUUUGAUAAACCAAAGAUGGCUUGGAAUUGCAUGAAUUCUAGAGAAACGUGUCUAUUUAUUCUAGUUUUAUUUAAUGUUGACUUCGAAUUCUACUGUUGGCAGCUUCCAGCCUUCUGAAACAGUGGCGGAGCCAUGGGGGGAAUAAGGGGGACUAAUCCCCCCCACUUUUUCAGAAAGUUGGUCCUUGAGAUUCUCGCAAACCUGAUAAGAAAACUUCAGGGAGGGGGGUAUGUACGUUAUCUAGAUCGUCGCAUGUAAAUGACAUUUCUUGGGAGAAAACAUGUCUUUCUCCGGAAGAAAAAGUUUCAAACAGGGGGAAGGGCGUGGUCCAAAAGGGCGUUGUCCCUUGAACACCUUUUGCCCCCCUACUUAUCCCAGGCUGGAGCCGCCAUUGCUCUGAAACCCCUAGCACCUAUCCUGUGCUAAAAACCCCCAACCUGAAGGGAGAGGGUCCGGAGCACAGGCUACCCAGCACCCCGAAUCCCUCUGUUCACGAAUACCCCCAAAUUUGCACACUUUCAAAAGACAUUACUUGAAAAAUCUGUCUUUCCUAGGACAUGAUUUUGCCCCUUGACGUAAAUUUGCUCUGAUACCCCUGAAUCAAGAUUUUCAUUUGAAAGUUAUUUUCAAUUCGGAAUGAUUCUCUAAUGGCUUCCUUUCAUUGGAAGGGAAAAGACUGGGAAAUUCCUUUCGAAAUUGAUGAUUUGAAAUAAGUUUUACUGACCAUUCAGGCCAAUCCAAUUAUUGUAACCACCCUGACCUUGGAGGCCAUCGGCUCUUAGCGUGGGCGGGUCCAGGCACAACUUGAUUUUGUGAGAGUGCGGCGACGUCACCACUGACAACACACCAUAAAACAUUCCAUCAUUAAACCCUGAUAUGCGAUGAUUUUACUAGCUACUAUGAAUUUCGAGAUUAAUAAAAGGUACUGCAACCGACACAUUCAAUGAAAUGGUGCUAAUAUAAAAUUUGCAGUUAGUGUCAUUAGAGCACUUUGAGUGUGUAGUGUUUACUACUAGCGGUACCAUUGUGAACGUCACGAUUGCCGGUGAAAAGAAACUUGAAUCACGUGAUAAUUCUACGCAUCGGGGGGGCUCAUGGAUGGAUAUGGUUUUUCCCAGAUAUGCUCUUUCAGGAGCGAUUGUGAAAUUUUUUUACCUUACGUAGCAUUUGCAAUUUAAAUGAAAAAUUAAUUAAAAUAUUUCUGGGCUGCUCUUUCUUUUUAUCAAGAAUCUUUACAAUGAAAUUCUAAAAUCCCAUAUCUCUAUCUUGAAAGAAAUAAACAGAUAGAGUAACAGGAAUUAAUUAUAACCACACGUAGCAUUGUUGGAAAUUUGACUCUAACUUUAUUUGCAAAAUCUGCACAAUGUUUCAG